This is a messenger RNA of Panthera uncia (snow leopard), 13251 nucleotides long. RefSeq names its product glucocorticoid modulatory element binding protein 1 (gene GMEB1). Gene Ontology annotation, biological process: positive regulation of transcription by RNA polymerase II. The transcript is spliced from 9 exons. Bases 6556 to 8277 code for a protein of 573 amino acids. The record is from RefSeq and is a predicted model, not a curated record. Gene Ontology annotation, molecular function: RNA polymerase II cis-regulatory region sequence-specific DNA binding; DNA-binding transcription activator activity, RNA polymerase II-specific. Gene Ontology annotation, cellular component: nucleus. Lineage: Eukaryota; Metazoa; Chordata; Mammalia; Carnivora; Felidae.
AAGUAGGGGGUGGGUACGAAAGGUGAAGGAAGCCUGCACGCCCGCCCGGGAGGAGACCCUUGGAAGCUUGGCGGGGGAGAAAGAGCGGAGAGUGGGUUCUGCGGAGGGAAGGAGGCCCGAGUUUCACCCGAGGGGCGCAUUAGAGGCCUCGGCCUUUCAGUCCAGGGGAAAAGACGCAGGUGCUGUUCCGAAGGCGUGGUGACAGUAUGGGUAGUGUGAGCAGGGGACGAGGAAGAAGAGCUCCAGGGGAAAGUGAACAGGCCCCUGCCUUUCCGGAGAUGAGGGGGCGGUAGGAAGACGCCUCAGCCUCCUCAAGUAGGAAGGGGAAGGGUCCAAACCUGUGAGGGAAUGAGAGACUGAGGGUCUUCUGAAGUAUAUAGGUAGAGAACGGAACAGUCUGGGAUGUCAGGGGGUGGGAAAACCCGUGUUUUGGAGGACCGGAGAGAAGAUAAUUGAGGGGAAGAGAUGACAUUUCUACUUUCAGAAAUGACAGGGGAAUUGGCCAGCUGCCUCCUAAUUGAGGGGCAGGAACGGUGAGAGCAGAAUCUUACCUGAGAGUCCUGGAGAGUGAUGAUCCACCAGACCAGACUAAGGCGUGUCAAGCCUUGACCUAGUAGGGAUGGGGGCGCGGGGGCGGUGCAGGGCUUGACCAUCCAAGGAACAGGAGGAGGUCUGAAUUCUCUUAAGAUGAGAGAAAUGUCAAAAGCACUUCCUAACAGACACAGAAAGGGCCUUGUUUGGUGUCUAUUUAGGAGAACCAAGAACUGGGUUUCCUCAACCUAGGGAUUGGGGAAAGGGAGGAUCAGAUCGUUCUAGACUCUCAGAGGGAUUCUUCUCCCUUGCCUCUGGUAAUGUUACCGAAGUGCUUUUGGAGGACCUUUUCAUUAAAUGUUUGGACUGUCUUCCCUAAUUCGUAAGCCUUUUAUCAAUUAUGGAUAUUUAAUAUAUACUUAGUAUACACUGACUUGAUGACUUUUUUCAUUAGUCAUGAGUCAACCAUUCAUAUUUACCUCAACAAACCUAUAUCAAGUAGCUAAUUUGUACUCAACUUCAUUGGGUUAGCUUGGGCCCUAAAUUGCUCUUGUCCUAGGCAGAAGUCCCCUAGAGUCUAGUGUGAUGACGCUUCAAAGAACCCUUUGUCCCAUCGCUUCCCCAAACACGUAUAUAGUAGUCUUCAAAAUGUGACCUGUCCCAAACUUCAUUUGCUUUGGCUCUGUCCCUCACAGUGGUCCUGUGUAGCCUUCUUGUCGGCUUUAUUACAUUUGAUAGCACCCUGGAUCACCUACCGAAUGCGUGAGAAGGAAUAAAGAAGGAAAAAAUCAAGGAGUUUUGGCCUCAAGUAAUAAUAAAGUUUUAAUUUUAUUGAUUAUAUUGAUGAUUAUAUAAUUUAUUAUAACUUGGGAAUUUCUUAAUAGACUACACAAUCUACAAAAAUUAUAAUACAGUAUGGAAUAAAUACAUUCUGGGGUUAGAAAGUUUCAGGGUAUCUAUUUCUUUUACCUUUUCCACUAUCAACUCCGAUGUCCCUGCAAUCAUGUGACACUCAUGAUUUUGCCACGUUUUAAACGUUAGUUUUCAGGGGUGCCUGGCUGGCUUAGUCGAUGGAGCGUGGAGCUCUUGGUCUCGGGGUCAUGAGGUUGAGUCCUGGGUUGGGUAUAGAGAUUACUUUAAAAAAAAAAAAAAAAAAACCUUUGUUUUCAGAACACAAAAAAUGAAUUUAAUCUCGAGUAGGUCAGAUGUCAUUUGUUUAGUUUUCCAAUCGUUAUGUCAAUGGUCAUGUGCUUACUCUUGAUCAAGGUGUCUUUUUUUGUCUUUGAAAAGAACUACAAAAUAAUUCUUUUCACGUGGAUGUGACAUCUUUCCUUUAUGUGUGUUCCCCUAGAAUUACAGUGUUGUGUGAUUACACAGUGAAUACUCUAAGGCCCCUUCCAUGAAAUACCCAAAGGAGCAGCUCAGUCAUCUUGCCUCAGGAGUUUUUGUUGCUAUAAACAAGAGCCACUUUUCAGUUCAUACUCACCUCAAAGAGAUGACCUUUCAGUUAGCUAGUGUAGUCUGUAGAGUCUGGUUUCAGGUUACUUGUUAAGAAUGUGGUAUUUAGGGUAAGGAGAUAUAUUCAACCUAAACUUGCUUCUCUAAAGAAUGUAAGAGUUGCCAUGUUGGAUCAGACCUGUGUCUCUUACUGACACUGAGAGACCUAUUGUGGAUGAUUGUAAUUAUCUUCUCGGAUAAACUCAGAAGGUUAGAGAACAUUCCUCUUGGGUUCUAAGGAGUAGGAGAGCUAAGGAGUAAAAUAUGAGUUCCUAUUGAGGAAAGUAUUAAUCAAGUAGUUAGUUAACCACUUAUUCAGAGUAUUGUAGAGAGGACUCAACCUUAGGGUAGAAGGUUAAAACUAGAAGCAUCCUUCUAAUUCUCCUCUAACCCAUUUAUUUACUUAAGCUACUUAAAAAUUUUUAAACCACUGUUUUAAUUUUUUUUUUUUUUAACAUUUGUUUAUUUUUGAGAGACAGAGAGAGGCAGAGCAUGAGCAGGGGAGGGGGAGAGAGAGAGAGGGAGACACAGAAUCCGAAACAGGCUCCAGUCUCUGAGCUGUUUGUUAGCACAGAGCCCGACGCGGGGCUUGAACCCACGAACUGCGAGACUAUGACCUGAGCUGAAGUUGGACGGUCAACUGAAUGAGCCACCCAGGCACCCCUAAAACACUGUUUUAGGAUAAUAAUUUCACAAGUUUGUUACAUGCUAAAGUAUUAUAUCUUUUAAAUUCAUUAAAUAUGUAAUAAUAACAGAAUAGUGCUUGACAAUAAAUGUCCAACAAAUGUUAGCUGUGAUUAUUUUAAUUCAAGCUUUAUUUAUUUAUUUAUUUAUUUAUUUACUUAUUUAGAGGGAGAAGCAGAGGGAGACAGAGAAUCUUAAGGAGGCUCUGUGCUGUUGCAGAUCAAGCUCCAAGCUUGAUCCCAAGACCCUGGGAUCAUGACCUGAGUCAAAAUUAAGAGUCGGAUGUUCAACUGACUGAGCUACCCAGGCACUCCCAAGCUACAUUUUAAUGGUUCAAAAUCUGAAGAUACCUAUUGGUUCAAUUAUUGUAGGAUUUGAUAGCAUUUGUUAUGCCUCAUUGUAUCCCUUUUUGUCUUUUUCUAGACUCUAAGGUCCUAAUUGUUUUGAUUCUACUGUUGGCAGCCAGCUGAACCAGUCCAUUGAUUUUGUUUUAAAACAGUUUUUUUAAUGUUUAUUUAUUUUUGAGACAGAGAGAGACAGUGUGUGAGCAGGGGAGAGGCAGAGAGAGAGGGAGAUACAGAAUCUGAAACAGGGUCCAGGCUCUGAGCUGUCAGCACAGAACCUGAUGCGGGACUCGAACCCACGAACUGCAAGAUCAUGACCUGAGCCGAAGUGGGGUGCCUAACCAACUGAGCCACCCAGGCGCCCCUCAUUGAUUCUGUUUUUUAUCCCUAGUUUUAAACCUUUAAAUUAUAGAAGUUCAGAUAGUGUACUGUAAUAUCUUACAAUUAAUUUUUUUCUCUAGUAUGCAUCUCUUUCCCUUGUUUAGUUCCUGAAGAGCAGGUACUCUUCCUUUUCAUAUCCAAAGUAGACAGUUUUGUAAAUAGUAGUCUGAUAUUUGAAAACUGGUUAUUGUACUCCUGUGUCAUGGGUACUGAGCUAAGAGUAGGGGAGCCGUUGAAAAACAAAGGCAAUCCUUGCUCUCCCAGGAUAUAGUCUGGUGGGGAGAGGUUGACAAAGUGGGAUGAUGGUUAUGACAGGGGUGCUGUAGGUACUAAGAACACAAUCUCACAUCUAGUCAAGGAAGUCACAGGCCUCCCUAAGGAAGUUAUUUAUUUAUUUAAAGUAAACUCAAUGUGGGGCUUGAACUCACGAUUCUGACAUCCGGAGUCUCUUGCUCUAGCAACUGAGCCAGCCGGGUGCCCCAGGAAGUAAUGUUUUAAAUAAGUUAUAAAAGUUUAGCAGUGACUAGCCAAAAAGGAAGGGAAAGAGAAUUCUAGGUAGAGGAAACAAGCGUGAAGGCUCAGGUGAGGAAAUAUGGCAUGUUUGAGAAAUUGAAAAAAAAAAAGUGUGUGUGGGGGGGCAUCUGCUCAGUCAGUUGAGUGUUCAACUUCGGCUCAGGUCAUGAUCUUGCAGUUCAUGGGUUCGAGCCCCGCGUCGGGCUCUGUGCUAGCAAACAGCUCAGAGCCUGGAGCCUGCUUUGGAUUCUGUGUCUUCCUCUCCCCCACUUGCACUCUGUCUCUCUCUCUCUCAAAAACAAAUAAACAUAAAAAAAAAAAUUCAAUGACAGGAGACCACAAUGUGAGAGGAAGAACUAUGAGAAAUGAGGUUAGCAGCGUAGAUGGGACAGAUUUGGAGGAUUCUAUAAGCACUGUUAAGAUGCUUGCACUUUAAUAGCAAAGGGAAUCCUCUGAAGGAUUCUGAAAUGGGGAAAUGGCUUGUGGCCUUUAGUAAGAUCACUUUGUCUGCUCUGUAGAUCAUAGAGUGGAGAGCAAGAUCAGAGAUAAGGAUACUGAUGCGAAGCAGCUGCAAAAAUUCAAGUGGUAGUGUGUGGCUCAGAAUAUGGUGGCAGCACAGAUGGAGAAUGGGGGAUGGUUAAAAGAGAAAUAUAGAUGAUAGAAUGGAUAGGAUUUGGUAGUUGAUUAGAUUUUAUAAAGAGAAGAAUGAAAAAUAACUCCUUAGUUUCUGGCUUGAGAAAAUGGGUGGAGGAUAGUGCCAUUUACUGAGGAGGGAAACAAGAGCAGGUUUGUGAGAGAACGUGAGUUCAGUUUAAGGUGCUUACAAGAUAAAUUAUAAGAGGCUUUUGGGUACAGGUGGUAGAGAAUUCAGGAAUUUUUUGAAUGUGAGAAUCACAAAAGGCAGAAGCAUAAGUCUGCUACGAGCAAUUUUAACUAGAUUAUAUACAAACAAAAAUUGAUUGAACCAACAUGUCAGUGCCAUGAUGAUCAGGGCUGUGGAGACCAGCUGUUUAGAGAAGCAGCACCAGCCCUCAUAGAGAGUAUAGUGCAGUUAUGGAGAUAGAGGUCUGUUCAGUUAACGACAAUACAGAGCACAGUGUGAUAACCACUAGAGGAAAGCUACAUGUGAAGUGUUGGGGGACUGUAGAAAAGAAAAUGGCUUGGCAGGGCCUCUGUGGAGGAGCGGGCUUUGAACUGGGCCUUGAAGGGAGACUGAGAUGAGGGAGAAGAGAGUUUGGGCUUAAGGAAUAACAAAGGUCUAAAAUCCUGAAGGUACAUGUUGUCUGUUCAGAGCACGGGCAGAGGCUGGGUUGGCUGGCACUUCAGAUUCUCAGGGAAUUACAGUUGCAGAUAAAACGGGAAGAAUAUUUUGGGGCCAAAUGAGGGAGACUUUGCUUGCUGUGCUUAAGUAUGCAUAUUAUAGGCAAAUAUGAGCCACGAUGUGGAUUCAGUUGUCUGAUUAUCAGUCACAUAUUCAAAUGUGUGUCCACCGUGUCCCUACACGUGAAAGUAAACACAGUGCUCUUACCUGUACUCUUUUUAGUGACUCCCUUCUUUACAACUGUGAGGACUAACUACUGCAGAAUAUUCUGGGGCCCUCUGAGUUUUCAUUAAAAUUGGGAUGAUGCUGGGACGCCUGGGUGGCUCGGUUGGUUAAGCGGCUGUCCCUUGAUUUUUGGCUCAGGUCAUGGUCUGCACAGGUCAUGAUCUCACAGUUUGUGAGAUUGAGCUCCACAUCGUGCUGACAUUGAGGAGCCUGUUUAAGAUUCUUUCUCUCUUCCUCUCUGCCCCUCCCCUACUUUCUCUAUCUCAAAAAUAAAUAAACUUAAAAAAAAUUGGGAUGAUGCUUUGAGUUAUGUUAGAGUUGAGGAGCACAUGGUGUUGGACACUGGUUUCCCCAACAAGUCUGCAAGGGAGAUGUCAAGCAAGAUCAUCUCGUCAUUCAGUAUGAGGCAAAGAGGUAGUAAGAAACUUCUAGAGGUCAUACAGUUGGAUUCAGUAUUUAUUAAACAACCACACAAUACAAGUCAUUUUUCUUCCUGUACAGUUUCAGUUAGCAGAUACUUAUGAAGUGCUCACAAAGUACAGAGUGCUUGGUGAAGCACAAUGGCUGGUUGCAAAGAAAAGGUGAUUUCUAACUUUCUAGGAGUUUACUGAUGGGGUUGGAACUAGUGGUGUGCUAUAAAUCAAUUCUCCAGAAAAAAAAAAAAAACAAACCCUGAUUUGUAGUGCUUGCCAAUUUCUGUGGUGUAUGUACUCCCAGCAUCACUGAUUUCAAGCUACCAACUUGCUGUCACUAAACUCAGAUUUGGGAAGAGAUGUGCACAAUUGGUUCUCAGGAGCAGGCUCCAGCACAGCACUGGGUGAAUCACAUAUACUAAGAAAACCUAAAUCAGUAAGUGAGUACGAAAGUAUGUCUGGAAAGAUCAGAGCCUGUCAGCCGCUUCUCACAGUUCCCAUCCUUUUCAGAGGACCCUGAUCUUAGAAUGGGUAGUCUUAAUUAUCCUGAUGUUCCUUUCCUAGGGUUUCUAUCUUUUCAAAACCAGACAGUCACUGAUGCUUCUUGUUUCUGACAACAGCCCAGCUAUCUGACUUCAUGUGAAAGAUGGCUAAUGCAGAAGUAAGUGUUCCAGUGGGGGAUGUGGUUGUGGUUCCCACUGAAGGAAAUGAAGGGGAGAACCCUGAAGACACUAAAACCCAAGUGAUCUUGCAGUUACAGCCUGUGCAGCAAGGUUUGUUUAUCGAUGGACACUUUUACAACAGGAUUUAUGAACCUGGGUCCGAGAACAACACGGCAGUCGUGGCAGUAGAAACUCACACGAUUCACAAAAUUGAAGAAGGGAUUGAUGCAAGCACUAUAGAAGCAAAUGAGGAUAUGGAAAUUGCUUACCCCAUAACUUGUGGGGAGAGCAAAGCCAUUCUCCUCUGGAAGAAGUUUGUAUGUCCAGGAAUAAAUGUGAAAUGUGUCAAGUUCAAUGAUCAGUUGAUCAGCCCCAAGCAUUUUGUUCAUCUGGCUGGCAAGUCUACCCUAAAGGACUGGAAGAGAGCCAUUCGUCUGGGUGGAAUCAUGCUCAGGAAAAUGAUGGACUCCGGACAGAUUGAUUUUUACCAACACGACAAGGUUUGCUCCAAUACCUGCAGAAGCACCAAAUUUGAUCUUCUUAUCAGCAGUGCAAGAGCUCCGGUGCCAGGACAGCAGACAAGUGUGGUGCAGACACCCACUUCGGCCGAUGGUAGCAUCACACAGAUUGCCAUCUCGGAAGAGAGCAUGGAAGAGGCAGGGCUGGAAUGGAACUCAGCUCUCACUGCUGCUGUCACCAUGGCUACAGAGGAGGGUGUGAAGAAAGACUCAGAGGAAAUUUCAGAGGACACUUUGAUGUUCUGGAAAGGAAUAGCUGAUGUAGGACUGAUGGAAGAGGUUGUCUGCAAUAUACAGAAGGAAAUAGAGGAGCUACUCAGGGGAGUUCAGCAGCGGCUCAUUCAGGCUCCCUUCCAGGUAACAGAUGCUGCUGUUCUCAACAAUGUAGCACAUACAUUUGGCCUGAUGGACACAGUAAAGAAGGUUUUGGACAACAGGAGGAACCAAGUAGAGCAGGGAGAAGAGCAGUUUCUCUACACUCUGACAGAGUUGGAACGCCAGUUGGAAGAGCAGAAGAAGCAAGCUCAGGAUCACAGGCUGAAAUCCCAGACCGUUCAAAAUGUGGUACUGAUGCCUGUGAGCACUCCUAAGCCUCCAAAAAGGCCCCGGCUCCAGCGGCCAGCUUCUACCACAGUCCUGAGCCCUUCUCCUCCGGUCCAGCAGCCUCAGUUCACAGUCAUCUCACCCAUCACCAUCACCCCAGUGGGCCAGUCAUUUUCCAUGGGCAAUAUUCCAGUGGCCACCCUCAGCCAGGGCUCCAGUCCUGUGACUGUUCACACACUGCCUUCUGGCCCUCAGCUCUUCCGCUAUGCCACAGUGGUCUCCUCUGCCAAGAGCAGCUCACCAGACACAGUGACCAUCCAUCCUUCAUCUAGCUUAGCACUGCUAAGCUCCACUGCCAUGCAGGAUGGGAGUACCCUGGGCAACAUGACCACCAUGGUGAGCCCCGUGGAGCUGGUGGCCAUGGAGUCCGGCUUGACCUCGGCAAUCCAGGCUGUUGAAAGCACCUCGGAAGAUGGGCAGACCAUCAUUGAGAUUGACCCAGCCCCAGACCCAGAGGCUGAGGAUACUGAGGGCAAAGCAGUUAUUUUGGAGACAGAGCUGAGGACUGAGGAGAAAGUUGUGGCUGAGAUGGAAGACCACCAGCAUCAAGUCCACAAUGUGGAAAUUGUGGUCUUAGAGGAUUAACUGGGGAUCUCAGGGCCAGGAGAUAUGCUUUGGUUUGGAAUUUUAAUUAUUUGUUUAUUUUUAUCAUUGUCCCACUCAUUUCCACAUAGGAUCCUUUUUUUAAAACAAAAUCUCAUUGUUCUAACUGAAAAUGUUGGGUCCCUCCCUCCCCCUCAUUGAAAAACGGACAAAAACAAGCUGUCCUUCCGGAAGUUGAGAGUAGGUCACUCAAUGUCUAAAUCCUUUUAUGCAAAGAAAGUUAGUUCUUUUAGGGGAGGCAUCAAGACAACCAGAAACCCUGUCCGGAAAGCCCUUUCCAGGCUAGUCUGUCUGUGUACACGUGCGGUUUUAUUUUUGUAAAGAGGCAUUGGCCAAACUCUGGAACGCAGAUCUGACACUGGAAGGCAACCCAUCUGCACAUGGAUGCAGAGGAUACUUUAUUUUGUAUCCUGGAAAGGGCCCUCAGAGGCUAGUGCAAAACUCUGAAACAAAAGCAAGUUGAACUGUGCUGGGAGGGGAAGGUGGCAUACCAGCAGCAGCUUGAAAAGGGAAGUGCUUUGGUCAAGAUGGGGCAAGGAAAUUAUCUUCUUCCAGAAGUGCAACUGAUGCCUUUUGAUAUCUCUAAGGGGUUACUACCAUGGGUGCCAUUUUGAGGAGAGGCCAGUAAUAAGUGGAAGGGUACAUCUCCGUGGAGCAAGUGGCAUCAGGGGCCUGGGGCCUGUGACUUUGCAGAAAUAGAAAUCUGGGUUUCAAGCUCACUUUCCCCUCCUUCCCCAAUUUUGUCAAAGCACUUAACCCCCCUAAACUAGGAUCAAUCCAUUCAUUUGCAAACUAUGUGAUGUGGUGUAAAUUUCUCUGGUUCCUGGACUGUGGCUGUCAUGGAGGUGGGGCUCCAAGGCCAUAGUUUUUAUUGCAUGACUCCGGGUGCAGGGUAGUUCCUCAUCCAGACCAGCUGCCCUUUUUGGUGGGGCCCUUUUUUGGCUUUGGAACCAAAAGCAGCCACCCAUUUGGUGCUUCCUCUUGUUCUCCCUUCCAUCCCUCAACUGUUAAUGGCAUCUGUCUCCUGGCUCCCACGCUCUUCAGCUUUUUGGCUGAUUUGGAGAACAGUGACAGGUGUCUGCCUGCCUUCAUCCUCUUUUAGAUUCAUUUAUACCACAGAUGUUUCUGUGAGAUAUUGAGCUCUUAAAAAAAAAAAAACAACAAAAAAAAAACACCUUAGGCUUGGCAGAGAAGACUCAAUAGCCCCAGCCUAUCCUGAGGCAACAAAUAGAUGUCUCCUCCUGAGCGAGCUGGACUCCCUGGGAAAGAAGCAUUGUCUGCAACAUUAUAUUAUAGGAAAUGUACCAGGAAUGUCAAUAAUAAUAUCUUUGGGGGGUGUUGUUAUUAUUUUUUUUUUUAUCUUGUUUGUAUGUUUAGAGCUGGGCCAUUUUCUGUGCUGUGAUUCCUGCUCUUUGACCAUUUUCAGUGUUUGGGGCAAGAGUGGACCCUGGUUUCUAUUUCUUUGAUUGCAUUGUUUACUGCACUAGAUAAAAUAUAGGGAAACUGCAGACAAUUUAAAGGAAAAAGAGGUCAAAAGAAAGCACACACCUUAGGAGUGGGAGGUUUUUUUGUUUUUGUUUUUUAAUUAAAAGCAAAACUUUGGCUUAUACUUUCCUUUUUUUUUUUUUUUUUUUUUUUUUUUAAGAGGGCACCCACUUGAAGCCAUGUUUCUUCCAACAGAUGUUGGAAACCUUGUUGUCAAGCAAGUGAAGACUGCAUUCUGCCGUCUUUCAGAUGGCUUUAAUAGCUAAAGAAGCCCUCUAACUUGGGAGGGCAAUCUUAAAAGCCUUAAGGGUGAGAUUUCUUAACCCCAUAUAAUUGUGGCUUUCAGCUUUAAAAUUGUCUGGGGUUUUACUUUUCUCUUCAAAAUGUUCAAUAGAUGUAGCAAUCAGCUUAGAACAAACCUUUGGCCCUUUAGCGAGGGAAGUGGCUUUUAUUAUUGCUUCUUUAGGUUUUCUGAUGGUACAUAAACAAAACCAAAAUUUCAGUUUAAGCCUAAAACUGCUAUUGACCCUAGGAAGGCACAUGUCACCCCUAUCGUGGUUUUUAGGGACACUUUUCUCUUUCCCAGAGAUGCAGGGUCCGAUUCAGGACAGAGGGGGAGCCCUGGAGAACACCCACACACUAGCUCAGGUUCCUUUCUUUCUUCUGUCAGCUGUUGUUGGUAGUGUUUUAAAGCAGUGUGAGCGUCAUGCUUCCAAAGUCAAGAGAUCUUUUCCUCCUAAAGACAGCCUGUUUACUUGCACUAUCUGAAUAUUCCGGCUGGUGGAAAUACACAAGCUUUGUUGUUUUCCUGGUCUUCCAAUAGCCUGUCAUUAUUGCUAGCUGCUGUGGCACCUAUUGUGUGGGGGUUUCCUCAGAGCCCUGGUCUAAAUGAUCUCAGACAGCGUGAGAAAUAUGCAAGCCAUUGGUAUGUGCACAAGCAGUUGCAAUGAAUCAUUCCUCAGGCUGACUUGGCAGUAGCCAUCUAUAUUUCUGUUCAUUCAUUAAAUAAACAUUUAUAAGUACCAUCUACGUGCCAGGCUUUGUGCUAGGCACUGGCAGUACAGAGAUGAAGACAGAGUUCCUGCACUCAAGGACUUCAUACUUCAGAGGUUGUCUGGAGUUAAGAACUAUAUUUCAAUUUAAUUGGUUUCUUUUGUAAUCCUAUGUAUUUUAUUCCAUGCACUGAAAAACAUUAUUCUGCAAAUUAGCCCAUAGGUUUCGGCAGACUACGAGAGGCACAACAAAGUUAAGCCUUUUCUAGUGAGAUACUGAAACAUCAUCAUAUUGGGGUAAGUGCAGCGACAGAGCUACUGGCUGGGAGCUGAGAAGAAAGGAUCAGGGACCUGACCCAGCUUAGGGAUAGGGGUCAGCAAAUAUGGGAGUACUUCCUGGAGAAGGCGUAUACCUAAACUAAUGUAGCAGAGACCAUUUUUGGCUAGGUGUUUUUUUUUCUUUUUUUGUACUCUAUUUCAAGUAGUUGGUCUUAUUUAUACAAGAGGGGGAAAAAUCCUUAGUCUUUUGCUGCCUCUGCCUCCAGAGCUAGGCAGAAUCAGCAGCAUGGGCUGUCUCCUGAGAGCAUCCCACUGGGAAAAGCCGAGUCAUGCGUCAGCUUCUCAGAAUUUCCAUCAGAGGAAUCCAGUGCCAGACUGGAGGUUAGCUGGUAGAAGGUGAAUGUCCCAAACCUUCCUGCCAUGUGGUUUCCACAAAGGCCUUGGAGUCAACUGUACAAUGGUCAUACCUUAGUUAUGUCCCUCCCUCAUUCUUCUCCUUUCAGUUGCUAGGCUCCUUCCCUAUUCCCACCCCCAAAACAAAACAACUCCCAGUUAUUCUGAAGUAAAAAAAUGGACAAUAUACUUGAAUAAUCAAGAUUCAAAGCCACUUCACGUGAAGUUUCUUGCACGCUUCUGUCCACAUUAGGGAAGGAAGACUAAUGUUAAUACAAUUAUCUUGGAAAUUGAUACUCAGUUCAGAUGGUCUGCCACUGUGGUGGUGGCAUUUUAUCCCGUUUCAUGAAAGGCCCUAUGGUAAGUCUGUGUGGUGGGAAAUACUAGCAUUGGUAACAUCUGAUUAUAAAGAUAGUAUAAUCAAGCAUGAGAUACAGAAUUACCAGUUCACUGAAUUAUAACUGGUCCAGGUUUUAGCACUAUUAAGGAAGUGGAAAGGAUAAAGAAAAGGCUGAAUUCUGAAAAUAGGCAUGAGGUUGUGAUUCACUUUGGGCAAUACUCCUGAGGAAAUAGUCCUCUCUGAGAAGAAAGUCGGAUGCUAGGCUAGCCUGCAUUUUCAGACAAUUUCCCUAGUAUAGUUGAUUACGGAUUCCCUCACCCCUAGGAUACCUCUUGGGGAAAUUCUUACCUAGUUUGUAAUGUAUUACAAUAACAACCAAGGUUGUUACCCGAGACAAUCAAUCAAUUCUGCUAGAUUUGGACUCUUUGCCCCUGGAAUUUCUCUUCAGCAGCCCUAAUUGAGACCUUUCUAGGGUUCCCUCCCAAUCCCGGAACAACUUUCUUAGUCCUGAUGUAUGCAAUUUAACUUCCUCUAGAAGGUUCUAUUUUCCUCUAACUUCCAUUCCCAUACUACUACUUCCCUGGCCCUUGCUUUUGGGAGCCAAAGGUGAGUUAGUUCCUAAAUUCUGCCAUGUCAGUAAUUCAACUUGAGACCAUCGUUUUUGUCAAGGUACCUCCAAGAGCCAAACCUCAGUAUACACCAAUCAUAGUCUGGGUCUUCUCUACUUAAAACAGCUUCCCUGACUCAAUCAGGCACCUGAAUUGAAGCACCUUUGGGAUGUUCUUAUGCAGUGACUAUAGGUAAGUUUUCCAGAACACAUAGAUUCUAAAACCUGUGUUUAUUUUUUUAAAAGGUUUUAUUUCUUAGUAAUCUCUAUACCCAACAUGGGUCUUGAACCCACAACCUCAACAUCAGGAGUCACAUGCUCCACCCACUCAGCCAGCCAGGUGCCCCUAAAACCUAUCUUUUAUACCCAAUUGAUUCUGUAUCUAUGGCUCAUGGUCCAGGCUAAGACAUGCCUGUUUCCUGGAUAGAUUAUUUCAGCCAAGUAUGAUUCCUACUGCCUCUUCACAACUACUUGAAAUUUCUGUUAUGUUUUACGAGCCUCUCAGCCUAAAAGUAGACUACAACCUGCUUUGAAAUUGCCUCUGGGUUCUCCUCUUGCAUCUGUGGUUUCCAAUUCUGUAUUCUUUACUGAUAGUUAUGGCUUAUAAUAUGGUAUAUAUGGAUUUAUUUUUCUAGUUUUGAGAACAAAAAUGAAUAGUAUUGAAUCACAUCUAAGGAUAAACAUGAAGCUGGGUAAUGACCCAGAGGAAAGACAAAUUCCUUAACGGGCUUUGUAGGAGCUUCCAAAGAAAGCAUACAGAGAGGGUUACUUGCAUUUUGAAGUAUAAGUUUGUUUUUUAAGAAUUUCUCUGCUGUUUUCUUUAAAGAAAUCUAUGUAUUAUAGAGCAGACUGGAAGCCCA